This is a messenger RNA of Candidozyma haemuli, 1572 nucleotides long. It is a transcript of the gene TOS4, whose product is annotated as Tos4p. The transcript has a single exon. Bases 1 to 1572 code for a protein of 523 amino acids. Gene Ontology annotation, molecular function: protein binding. Lineage: Eukaryota; Fungi; Ascomycota; Pichiomycetes; Serinales; Metschnikowiaceae. The record is from RefSeq and is a predicted model, not a curated record.
AUGGAUUAUCAAUUCCCACCAUCGUCCCCUGUCACUCACGACAGUGAGUCUAGAGCAGAUCCUUUCUCCAAGCCCAAAAGCCUUGGCUAUGAGUUGCCUCAGAGGGGAAGAUUUGAUUACCCUACGCCCAAUCCAUCCUCAACUGUGGGCAGAUCUUCCUCGCCAGCAAGAAAUACUGAUGAGAAGGAUCUUUCAUUUGAAAUUAAGCCUAAGACAACCGUCUCAAUCAAUCGUGAUUUCAAUAUUAUCAACCCAGAUUCACAGGUUUUAAGGGUGCCGCUAGUGCCAUCUAAGCCAAUUGUGUUUAUUGGUAGGAGUCUGAAGUCUUGUGAUUUCUUCUUUAAAACACUCGAUAAGGCCGUCUCGCGGACACAUAUCAAAAUCGAACACAACAAGGAGAAGAUAACUCUCCAGUGUUUGGGAUAUAACGGCUUUGGUAUGGUGUUGCCUCGCAUGUGCGAGGUGCGUAAGGUUGAUGGGAAGGAUCACCAUUAUAGUCUACUGGAAGCCAAGAAACCUUUGAAGUUGCAGAAUCUUUCGAAAACCAUCCACUUGGACUAUCAGCACACGGAAUUUCAUGUUAGCAGGGGCGAGACAGUCGAAUUGCCUUCAUUUUCUAAUGUCCUCGUUCAGAUACGGGAUAAGAUUGUGCUAGUAAACCCUGCUGAUUUUGAGGAGGACUUAACUGACGAAGAGACCAUUGAAUUGGUUAAACCAGUGUCUAGUGAGAAGCAAAGCGAGGAAGUUGUUCAGAGUCGGCCACUCAAACUCAAUGAUGACCCCUCCCAUAAUCUAAGCUCCUCCUCCGCUGCUGCUGAUUUGUUCACCCCGAAUCAUAGUACUAAGUUCGAACCACAGACACCUCAAAAAUUCCCUUUCCGCAUAACGUCUGAAGAACCUACUCCGAUCAAGACAACUAAGCAAAAAACUCCUCAAUUCACGAUCCAUGAAGAUAAAUUAGAGGAGCUGACAGCACUUGCAGAAGAUCCUGAUCAGCAGUCUGAAUCAAGGCCAGAAAGAAAAGAGCCAGGCUCAGCUCAGGAAGGCUUUAAGAGAGCUACAACUCCCUUAACAGAGAAAACCAAUCACAUUACAAGAAGCCCGCUUAUUAAGCGUAGAGCGGUGAGUGAAGAACCUGUUAGCAUCAAAAAGCAAAGAAAGGAGCCCGCUAGAGACUCCGAGGGGAAACUCAUCAUCGACGGUGCUUGUAUUAAAGGCUUGAAGAAUGUUCGGGAAAUCAACAAUAUUCUCAUCAAUCACUUGGCAUUUUCGAGGCUUUCCUCUACUCCGGCAUCAUUCUUGAAUACGAUCCUGGCAGUAGUCUCAGAGCUCUCUCUAGAGCAGUUACGCACGGUGCUUCACAAUGUUGAAUGCAUCGGUGUCAUUUACCGACAAGGUAAGGAUGCCGCUGGUAAACCUCUUGAAGAGGAAUACUACUACAUCCCAGAGAAUGAUCAAGAUCCCGAGAGAACAAAAUUGGUAGGUUCAAUAAAGGGUCACGGUGGGUUGAGAGCAUGCAGAAGAAAGCAUAAGCAAUACUAUUGGAAAAAGCCUGCCCCCAUCAAAAAAUAG